UGUCAUCUCUAAUUUGCGCACCACCAACACCAAGUUCUGUGUUUCUGUAAUUUUUACUUGAAAAUUUGAAUAUCAAAAUGUUGGGCCGCAGCAGUGUCAUUGCACGCAACUUCUCGCAAUCCAUGGUCCGCUUCAGCGGUCAUGGUGGCGUUCCCGGAGAGAAUCUGCCCUUCGGCCUGACAAACAAGUACAGGAUCACCGCUCUGUUCACCAUCGGCUGUGUUCUGGGCUUCGGCUCUCCCUUCCUGAUCGUCAGACACCAACUGCUGAAGAAGUAAGAGGCGCUCCCCCCCAAGUGGCCAUCGCGCAGCCAGCAGCAACAACAAAUAUGUAAGAUGCUUUGUAGGUCCAGCCAGGCGGUGCAGUGUGUUACAGUGUUAAGUGUAAAGUGGAAACGAAAUAAAAGUUGCCCCCAACUGUAAACCAA
Messenger RNA from Drosophila subobscura, 427 nucleotides. It is a transcript of the gene COX7C, whose product is annotated as cytochrome c oxidase subunit 7C, mitochondrial. The record is from RefSeq and is a predicted model, not a curated record. NCBI's taxonomy places the organism in Eukaryota, Metazoa, Arthropoda, Insecta, Diptera, Drosophilidae. The coding region runs from base 78 to 278 and encodes 66 amino acids. Gene Ontology annotation, biological process: mitochondrial electron transport, cytochrome c to oxygen. The transcript has 3 exons.